GUGGUGGCGCAGUCGCGUGUCUCGCGCCGGGCCGGGGCGCCCCUUUUGAGUGUUUGGGCUCUCGGGCCGUCCCGGCACCGUUCCGGGUGCGCCCGGAAGCGGAAGCGGAGCCGGAAGCGGAACCGGGCCGCGGCCGUGCUCGCCUCCGGGCCGCCAUGGAGGCCCCCGAGGACGGCGGCGGGAGCGGGGAGCCGGGGGGCCGGAGCUUGUCGGAGCUGUGCGCGCAGCUGCUGCGUGCGCGGGACGCGAGCGGCCGGCUCCUGAUGGGCCACGAGUUGCUGCUGCGGCUGCGGGCGCCCGGGCCCGGAGCGGGGGCCGCGGGGCCGGAGCCGGAGCUGGACGAGGCCGCGCUGAGCCGGGUCGUGGACGAGCUCACCGCCUGGCUGCCGGCCAGCCACAGCAAGGUGGCAUUACUUGGAUUAGAAAUUUUAAGUGCCUUCAUUGACAGAUUGUCUACAAGAUUUAAAUCCUACAUACCCUCAGUUAUUUCAGCUUUACUAGAUCGGCUGGGAGAUUCCAAAGACCAGGUCCGAGACCAGGCGCAGAAUCUGAUCUUGAAGAUCAUUGGUCACGCCGCUUCACCCAUGUAUGUUUGGGAGCACUUGACUGUUGGUUUUAAACACAAGAACUAUCGGUCCCGAGAAGGUGUCUGUCUGUGUCUUAUUGCCACCUUAAACAUCUAUGGUGCACACUCGCUAGUCCUCAGCAAGUUGGUGCCACAUUUGUGCAUCUUAUUUGGAGAUUCCAAUGGUCAGGUGAGGGAUGCUGCAAUAUUGGCCAUGGUGGAGAUCUACUGCCAUGUGGGAGAGAAAGUCAGAGUGGACCUCAGCAGGAGAGGCCUCCCCGCUGCCCGGUUACAGGCAGUAUUCGCCAAGUUUGAUGAAGCGAGAGGCUCAGGCAGCAUGGCGUUGAGCGUCGCUGACGAUAAAAGCUUUGAUGAUGAGGAAUCAGUGGAUGGAAACAGGCCGUCAACAGCAGCCUCAGCCUUCAAGGUUCCUGCCCCAAAGACUUCUGGAAACCCUGUCAACAGUGGCCGGAAGCCUGGUUCCUCUGGGGGACCAAAGGCUGGAGGUGCGUCCAAGGAAGGUGGUGCCGGUGCUGUGGAUGAAGAUGACUUUAGGAAAGCCUUUGCAGAGGUUCCUUCUGUCCAGAUAUAUUCUAGUCGUGAACUUGAAGAAACGUUGAAUAAAAUCAGGGAAAUUUUAUCUGAUGACAAGCAUGAUUGGGACCAGCGUGCGAACGCGCUCAAGAAAGUCCGGUCCCUGUUGCUGGCUGGCGCGGCCCAGUACGACUGCUUCUUCCAGCAUCUGCGCCUGUUGGACGGUGCCCUGAAGCUUUCCGCCAAGGAUUUGCGGUCCCAGGUGGUACGCGAAGCCUGCAUCACUGUCGCACAUCUCUCCACGGUCUUAGGCAACAAGUUUGACCAUGGCGCCGAAGCCAUCGUGCCUACCCUUUUUAACCUGGUCCCCAACAGCGCCAAAGUCAUGGCCACGUCUGGCUGUGCGGCGAUCCGCUUCAUCAUCCGGCACACGCACGUGCCCCGGCUUAUCCCGCUGAUAACCAGCAACUGUUCCUCUAAGUCAGUGGCUGUGAGGAGGCGUUCCUUUGAGUUUUUGGACCUCCUCUUGCAAGAGUGGCAGACGCAUUCCUUGGAAAGACACGCCGCUGUGUUGGUCGAGACAAUUAAGAAGGGGAUUCAUGAUGCAGACGCCGAGGCCAGAGUGGAAGCCAGAAAGACGUACAUGGGCCUCAGAAACCACUUUCCUGGUGAAGCCGAGACCUUGUAUAACUCCCUGGAACCUUCCUAUCAGCGCAGCCUCCAGACGUACCUCAAGAACUCGGGCAGUGCUGCGUCCCUCCCUCCCUCAGACCGGUCGUCCUCCAGCUCCCAGGAGAGCCUCAACCGCCCAUUCUCCUCCAAAUGGUCUGCAGGGAGUGCCUCGGCCGGCCCUGGGAGAGUGUCUUCCAGUAGUGGUAAAACGACAGGCAGUCCUGGAAGUCUUCAGCGGUCCCACAGUGACAUCGAUGUGAAUACUGCCGCAGGGGCCAAGGCCCGCCACAUUGCUGGGCAGGCAGGUGGUGGCAGCAGCGGGCGCCUCGGCCCUGGUACCCUCACUCCUGGGUCUUACGCUUCUCUAGAGGAUGCAUCAGACAAGACGGAUGGGACAGCUUCUGAAGAUGGUCGCAUGAGAUCCAGGCUUUCCACGGCCGUGGCAGGCGUGGCCAACUCCAAGGCGGAUUCCCGGGGGCGCAGCAGGACCAAGAUGGUCUCCCAGUCUCAGCGUUCCUCGUCACCUGACAAAAGCGAAGAACCUGCUGCUGCAGUACCUUGUUUCUGGUUCGAACUGCAGGCAGAAAAAUCCCAUCGGAUCUCUUGGAUCGAAGCAGGAUCCCAGUCGGCUAACCCCAUGGGCGCUGGCAGCCGCUCGGGGUCCCCAGGAAGAGUUUUAGCCAGCACCGCACUCUCCACCGUGAGCUCAGGCGUCCAGAGAGCGCUGGUCAGUCCUGCAUCGGCCCAGAAGCGAAGCAAGAUCCCUCGGAGCCAGGGCUGUAGUCGAGAGGCCAGCCCUUCUCGCCUCUCUGUAGCGCGAGGCAGCCGCAUCCCUCGCCCCAGCGUGAGUCAGGGCUGCAGCCGCGAGGCCAGUCGGGAGAGCAGCAGAGACACGAGUCCGGUCCGCUCUUUCCAGCCCCUGGCUUCCAGGCAUCACUCCAGAUCGACAGGUGCCCUCUACACCCCCGAUGUUUGCGGGGCCACAGGGGCGGGCUACGGGAUCAGUCAGUCCAGCCGCUUGUCGUCUUCCGUCAGCGCCAUGCGUGUCCUGAACACGGGCUCCGACGUGGAAGAAGCCGUCGCCGAUGCCUUGCUCUUAGGAGACAUGCGGACCAAGAAAAAGCCCGCGCGCAGGCGGUAUGAGCUAUAUGGCGGUGGCGUGUACUCGGACGACGACGCCAACAGCGACGCCUCAAGCGCCUGCUCCGAGCGCUCCUACAGCUCCCGAAACGGCAGCAUCCCCACCUAUAUGCGGCAGACGGAGGAUGUGGCCGAGGUGCUGAACCGCUGUGCCAGCUCCAACUGGUCAGAGAGGAAGGAGGGCCUGCUGGGCCUUCAGAGCCUGCUCAGGAGCCAGCGGACGCUGAGUCGUGUCGAGCUGAAAAGAUUGUGUGAGAUUUUCACCAGGAUGUUCGCUGACCCUCACAGCAAGAGAGUCUUCAGCAUGUUUCUGGAAACACUGGUGGACUUCCUCCAGGUGCAUAAAGAUGACCUUCAGGAUUGGCUCUUUGUGCUGCUGACCCAGCUGCUGAAGAAAACAGGAGCGGAUUUGCUUGGGUCCGUGCAGGCCAAAGUUCAGAAAGCCCUGGAUAUUACCAGAGAGUCUUUCCCCAAUGACCUUCAGUUCAACAUUCUGAUGAGGUUCACUGUGGAUCAGACCCAGACGCCGAGCUUAAAGGCAGUCCAGCCCACCCUGCGGGACCAGCUGCGCUCCUCCCCUGGGAGCUCCAAGGUAAAAGUCGCCAUCCUCAAGUACAUCGAGACACUAGCCCAGCAGAUGGACCCGGGGGAUUUUGUCAACUCCAGUGAAACGCGCCUGGCCGUGUCUCGGAUCAUCACGUGGACCACGGAACCCAAGAGUUCUGACGUGAGGAAGGCAGCUCAGGCGGUGCUCAUCUCCUUAUUUGAGCUCAAUACUCCCGAGUUUACAAUGCUGCUGGGAGCUUUACCAAAAACCUUUCAGGAUGGUGCUACCAAACUACUUCACAAUCACCUUCGGAACACCGGCACUGGCAGCCAGGGUUCAAUGGGGAGUCCCUUGACGAGGCCCACUCCACGCUCACCGGCUAAUUGGCCUAGUCCUCUUACGUCCCCCACAAACACCGCUCAGAACACUCUGUUACCAAGCGCAUUUGACUACGACACAGAGAACAUGAACUCUGAGGACAUCUACAGCUCUCUUCGAGGCGUCACCGAAGCCAUCCAGAAUUUUAGCUUCCGCAGCCAGGAGGACAUGCAUGAGCCGGUCAAGAGGGAGCCCAAGAGGGAAAGCGACAGCGAGCUGAUGGGCAGCGACCCUCGCGCUGGUGGGGAUGCCCCCGACUCGGGCCGAGCGGUUCUCGACAACAAAACCUCAGUGCUCAACACGAUGCCCCCACACUCCUCACCGCGCUCUCGGGACUACAACCCCUACAAUUACUCGGAUGGCGUCGGCUCCUUCAACAAGUCAGCCUUGAAGGAAGCAAUGUUUGAUGACGAUGCAGAUCAGUUUCCUGAUGACCUGUCUCUGGACCACUCGGACCUUGUGGCCGAGCUGCUGAAGGAGCUGUCCAAUCACAAUGAGCGUGUGGAGGAGAGAAAAAGCGCCCUCUGCGAGCUCCUGAAGCUAACUCAAGAAGAUGCCUUCGGGGUCUGGGACGAGCACUUCAAAACCAUCCUGCUCUUACUGCUCGAGACGCUCGGGGACAGAGAGCACUCAGUCAGGGCUUUGGCCCUAAGAGUUCUAAGAGAAAUCCUAAGGAACCAACCAGCCAGAUUUAAAAACUAUGCCGAGCUGACCAUCAUGAAGACCCUCGAGGCCCACAAGGACCCACAUAAAGAGGUGGUGAGGUCCGCCGAAGAAGCCGCAUCCAUGCUGGCCACCUCCAUCAGCCCAGAGCAGUGCAUCAAAGUGCUCUGUCCCAUUAUCCAGACGGCAGAUUACCCCAUCAAUCUGGCCGCCAUCAAGAUGCAGACCAAGGUGAUCGAGAGGGUGUCCCAGGACACCCUGGCCCAGCUGCUGCCGGAGAUCGUGCCGGGCCUCAUCCAGGGAUACGACAACUCGGAGAGCAGCGUCCGAAAAGCUUGUGUCUUCUGCCUCGUGGCCAUCCAUGCUGUCAUUGGCGACGAGCUGAAGCCCCACCUCAGCCAGCUCACAGGGAGCAAAAUGAAGCUGUUAAAUUUGUACAUCAAGCGGGCGCAGACGGGCUCUGGAGGCAGCGAUCCCAGCACAGCCAGCGAUGUGCCUGGGCAGAGCUAGCCGAGUGUGACCGGGACAGAAAAGGACGCUUGUAGACCCGCGCCUGGACUCCGGCUUUUCCCCCUUUUUGUUUUCUUUAACAGGUGGCUGUCCUCAGCCUGCAUGUACCCGUCGCAUAGAGUGGUUCCAGACCCAAGGAGAACAGUAUUAAUGCGGUUAAUGAACACAGAUCUGCUUCGUCGUUUUACCAGUCCUCACUCCUGUCUUCCCAUUAACCUUUGCCAGUGUUAUGAUUGUACCCAUUUUUUAAAUUGCUGAUUAAACAGGAAUGCUUGGAGCUUCACAGGUUUAAAAUCUGAAAACAUUUUUGCCUUUAUUCAGCUGCAGAAUAACAUUUCUGUCACCACUUUGAGUUCUGCUGACUAUCACGUCCUUUGCUAGAAACGUGAAAUGCUGUGGAGAAAAAGCAAGACUUUCCCCUGGAGCUCGCCCCUCGCACUCGGUCUGGGGGCCUGAUGGGGCCGGAGAGCCGGGGGGCCUCGGACGCGAAAGGAAUCGGCCGAUCCCGCCUGAUGCUGACCGCUGCUGGCGUAUGGCAUCUGCCGCCUCGGACCGCCGAGGCCCAGGGGGGCCCACGGGGCCAGAGAGGUCGCCAGACCGACUGGGCGUGAGACUGGCCAGGCCUCCUGUGGGGGGCGGUCGGGGAGCUCGGCCUGGCUCUCCAGCUUUAGCUCCGCGUGCCUAGCACGACUUUCUGGACAAAGGUCUGUCCGGAGCGAGCUCCUUAGCUCUGCCCUCUGUGGGCAGGUGCACUCUUGGGGAGCUGAGGAGAAGGAAGCCGGUCCCCCGUUCUCGGCCACUGCCCUCUCUACCUCUGCAGAGCCUGCGCCCGCGCCAUCCAUCGUCCCGUGCAGUGAGCCCUCGGUGGUUCCCGCGUUCGUGUCCGUGACCUCCCAGAUGCCGCCACCAUCGUGGAAGCCACGCCUGCGUGGCCGAGUCAGUGGUAGAAAUGGAUGGAGAAACUCCUGCGACGAGGGAAAAGAUCCUGUCCUUUUUCUAGCGGCCGCGUCGCCCCCACCCGGGCCCCUCCCCCGGUGCCUCGUUUUCCUCUUAACUGUUAAUCACAUUGUGUAUUUAUGGUUCUGUGCUCCCCAUUGUGCGUACCCUGGCAAUAAACCUGUACAUAACAUUA
Phascolarctos cinereus (koala) is the source of this 6141-nucleotide messenger RNA. The record is from RefSeq and is a predicted model, not a curated record. NCBI's taxonomy places the organism in Eukaryota, Metazoa, Chordata, Mammalia, Diprotodontia, Phascolarctidae.